AAAUUUCAGUUGUCAAGCUCUUGUGUCGGUUGUUAUUUGGUCGAACUUUUCAUAAAACGACUACUUAAAAUUUAUGUACAUCAAAGAAUGAACAGAAACUAAUGAGUUAAAUAUUAAAUUUUAGCCACAUAAAUUAGAUUUUGGGCAUAUCCCUGCAAUCCGUAAGUUAAUGUUGCGUAUACGCUCUGUAUGCAACUCGCUAACUAAGAUACAACGUCAGAUAAAUUAGAUAAAAGGUGAUAAGUUGCACUAAGCACAUUUGAGGCACAAAUCAUAUCAACAAACAACAACUUUCUAAAGAAGUUUCUUCAAAUGUCCUUCAUAUGUCGCCGACGCUUGAAGACAAUUGUCAAAUGGGUGGUCAUAAUUGUGGCCAUUUGGUUUUGUAUUGGACUAUUCGUCUUCAAAGAUGAGUUGGAUGAUUAUUUAGAUCCAGAAGAUGACUACUUCUUGGAUAAUGCCUUUUCCAUGACUAUAAGAAAUGGCACUGAAUCGGAUGAACUGUAUCAGGAUGAGGCUUAUAUAAUAAACGAUGCCAAAACACCAUCCAACAUGCUAACGCAUUUACCUUUGGAAUGGAAAAACAAAGAAGAUGCGGCUCAAAAAGUUUUGCUUCCUCCGAGCGAAUUGGAAGAGACUCCUGGGGAAAUGGGAAAACCAGUUGAAUUGCCCACGAACAUGUCAGAUGCUAUGAAAAAAGCAGUUGAGGAUGGCUGGACUAAGAAUGCUUUUAAUCAAUAUGCCUCCGAUUUGAUAUCCGUGAAUCGCAAACUACCUGAUCCACGCAGUGCCUGGUGCAAGGAUACAGCACGUUAUCUAACCGAUCUGCCCAAAACAGAUGUAAUUAUAUGCUUCCACAAUGAGGCUUGGUCGACAUUAUUGCGAACUGUUCACUCUGUUCUCGCACGCUCACCAGAACAUCUGAUUGGUAAAGUGAUUCUAGUGGAUGACUAUAGCGACAUGCCUCAUCUCAAAAUACAGCUGAAAGAAUAUUUCUCUUUGUAUCCCAAGGUGCAACUUGUUCGAGUAGCAAAACGUGAGGGUUUAGUCCGUGCUCGACUUUUUGGUAUGGAAUAUGCUGAUUCGCCGGUUGUUACCUUUUUGGAUUCGCAUUGUGAAUGCACUGAAGGCUGGCUGGAACCAUUACUGGAUCGGAUUGCCCGUAAUCGAAAUACUGUGGCUUCUCCCACUAUUGAUAUGAUUGACCCCAAGACUUUCCAAUACAACUAUGAUGGCGCUAACGACGUUCUUGGUGUUUUCGAUUGGAAUUUGGAGUUUUAUUGGAUUCCAAUACCCCUACGUGAAUUAAAGCGCCGUAACCACUUUGCAGAGCCAAUUCAAACGCCGACCAUAGCUGGUGGCCUCUUUGCCAUAGAUCUUGAGUUCUUUAGGAGCGUGGGUACUUAUGAUCCUGGCUUCAAUAUCUGGGGCGGUGAUAAUUUAGAGUUAUCCUUCAAGACAUGGAUGUGUGGCGGUAUUUUGGAAAUUAUACCCUGCUCCCAUGUGGGUCACAUAUUCCGCGAUGACUCUCCAUAUGAGUGGCCUAGUUCUAGAGCGAUGAUGGUAGAAAGCAAUUUGGCGCGUUUGGCUGAGGUCUGGCUGGAUGAUUAUGCUAAAUAUUAUUAUGAACGAAGUGGCGGUAAUAAAAGCCUUGCAACGGAUGUCUCAGAUCGCAAGAAAUUGAGGGAGAAGUUGGGAUGCAAAAGUUUCAAAUGGUAUUUGGAUAAUGUUUAUCCGGAACUUCUUGUACCUAACGAGGCGGUUGCACGUGGCGAGAUAAAAAAUUUAGCUAAAAAUGGUACAUAUUGCUUAAGUGCACCAGGAACGAAAUUGCAAAUAAUAACUGUACUUCACUGCCAUGGACACGGUGAUUAUCAGUAUUGGCUGCUGGAGAAAUCUGGUCAAUUAAGACGAGAUGAUAAAUGUUUGACCUACGAUGGCAAAGAACUGAUAUUUAAGUCAUGUACUAGUCCAAAAGAAAAUCAGUUGUGGAAAUAUAUUGAGAAGUCCAAAUUUCUGUAUCAUGUCACGUACAAGACAUGUCUGGCCAAGAGUGCAGACGACGGCCUGGUUUUAAUGGAGAAAUGCGAUGAAUCCUUAGAACGUCAUCAGUGGGCGCUAUCGAACUAUAAUAGUUCCAAAUUGUGAGGCUACACUUAAUGAAAAGAAAAAGCAGUAGUUUAGCCAUUCAUAAGUAAAUUCGUUUUUUUUUGCCUUAAGUAUGAAAUACCACAAAGCACGAAACACCAAAUAUAGGACAAUGCAAAUUUUAAAAAAUAAUAAUAAAAAAGUAAAUAUAGCCAACAAAAACAAUCAACUUAUAUGAAACGAGAUAAAGAGAAUUUAAAACAAAAUCGGCAAAAAUUUGCCGGCAAUGCCUAAAAGUAUGCUGCAUAUAUGGAGGCAAUGUGAAAAGUUAUCGAUAACCUUAUCGAAAUUCAAAGUUUUACCAGAGGCGCCACUGAGGUGAUUGCCAGAACAGCCGUUAGAAAUUCAAACAGAAAUCUAUAAAGUGCUGCCAACUAAAUAUCAGACAGAUAAAUCCAACAAGAAAUUCAAUUGCAGAUACUUUUU
Messenger RNA from Drosophila willistoni, 2574 nucleotides. Its product is annotated as putative polypeptide N-acetylgalactosaminyltransferase 9. The transcript is spliced from 10 exons. Gene Ontology annotation, cellular component: Golgi apparatus. The record is from RefSeq and is a predicted model, not a curated record. Lineage: Eukaryota; Metazoa; Arthropoda; Insecta; Diptera; Drosophilidae. Bases 313 to 2148 code for a protein of 611 amino acids.